AUGUACCCCCCAUCAACCUUCACCACCCCACGCCUCCUCUUCGAGGCCAUGACGCCCGACGAUCUCGAAGCCAUGUAUCAGAUCCGCAACAAGCCCGAAGUUAUGAGAUGGAGCCUGCGCAAACUCCCCGACCAAAACCUCGAAGAAACCCGCACCUGGCUGACGAAAUUCAUCUCGGGGGAGAACCACCCGCCCCGGACGUGCUACGUUAUCCGGGAAUUGUUACCAACGCCUAAAUCUUCCACUCCCGAUGGGACUGGGGCUGCGACUCCAGCAGUAGCAGCAGGCCCCGUCAUCGGCAACAUGGGCGUGCGGAUGGAGCCCGCCCCGACCCAGCGGGAUGAUCCUGGAUUAACAUCAUCGUCCUCGCAGCAGCAGCAGCAGCAGCAGCAGCAGCAUUCCCCAAGCAAAGACCGCUGGGAACUGGGGUACAUCUUCCACCCGGAUGUGUGGGGCAAGGGGUACGCGACGGAGGCGGUGCAGCACCUCAGCCAGAAGUUCUUUGGGGAGCUGCAGGCCCAGAUGACGGAGGCGUAUGGGGCGGAGGCCACCAGGAAUGUGGAGGGGGGACUGUGGGCGAUCACGAAUCACGAUAAUGCGGCGAGUCAGCGGGUGCUGGUGAAGACGGGGUUCGCGGGCCCCGUUGAGGAGUUUGUCGAGGGGGAUGGGACGCGGUGUGAUGUUUUUGUGAAGUAUAAGUGA
Messenger RNA from Aspergillus aculeatus ATCC 16872, 702 nucleotides. RefSeq names its product GNAT family N-acetyltransferase. Bases 1 to 702 code for a protein of 233 amino acids. NCBI's taxonomy places the organism in Eukaryota, Fungi, Ascomycota, Eurotiomycetes, Eurotiales, Aspergillaceae. The record is from RefSeq and is a predicted model, not a curated record. The transcript has 2 exons. Gene Ontology annotation, molecular function: acyltransferase activity, transferring groups other than amino-acyl groups.